CCUGCAUGUGAUGUGUUCAAUCAUAACAUUCACUUUAAAGUUUAAAUAUUCUCCCCAAAAGCAAAAGCAUGGAAACAACAAAAGUGUUAAUUGAAGAAGAUAUUGUGAUUGUUGGUGCUGGAAUUGCUGGCCUAACUGCUGCCUUAGGACUUCACAGGUUGGGUAUCCCAAGUUUGGUGCUAGAAUCUUCAGAUAAACUGAGAGCUACUGGUUUUGCUCUAACAGUAUGGAAGAAUGCAUGGAAGGCCUUGGAUGCUGUUGGUGUUGCAAACACCCUCCGCUCCAAACAUCUUCAACUUGAAGGGAAUGUGACUACUUCAUUGAUCACAAGGCAACAGACAUCAACUGGUUCUUUCAAGAAUGAAACUCGUUGUGUUAAAAGGCACUUAAUGUUGGAAGCACUUGCCAGUGAGAUUCCUAAUGACAGAAUCAGAUACUUGUCAAAGGUUGUUGCUAUUGAGGAAUCUGGAUUCUCUAAGAUACUGCAUCUUUCUGAUGGAACAACCAUCAAAACUAAGGUUUUGAUUGGUUGUGAUGGAGUGAACUCUGUGGUUACAAAGUGGUUAGGCUUCAAGGAGGCCGCUUUCGCCGGAAGAUCUGCAAUCAGGGGAUAUACAGAGUACAAGAACAAUCAUGGGUUUGAGCCCAAGUUUAUGCAGUUCUUCGGAGACGGUUUUCGAACUGGGGUUAUUCCUACUGAUGAAAAGGGUGUUUAUUGGUUUUUUACUUGGAAUCAAACCAAUCAAGAGAAAGAUCAAGAACAUGACCCAACUAAAUUGAAGCAAUUUGUGUUGGACAAGCUUGAGAAAAUGCCAAGUGAUGUAAGAUCAGUCAUAGAAAACACUGAGCUACAUAGCUUCUUUUCGUCGCGACUUAGAUAUAGACAUCCAUGGGAGCUCUUGUUUGGAAACAUCAGCAAAGGAAACGUUUGUGUGGCCGGAGAUGCAUUCCAUCCCAUGACUCCUGAUCUUGGGCAAGGCGGUUGUUCUGCAUUGGAAGAUGGUGUUGUUCUUGCAAGGUGCUUAGGUGACGUAUUCUCCAAGAAACAAGGAACACAGCAAUUGAAAGAUGAUGAUGAAGAUGAACAACAAUACAAGAGGAUUGAGGAAGCUUUGAAGAAAUAUGCAAAUGAGAGAAGAUGGAGAGGCAUUGAUCUCAUUAGCACUGCUUAUAUGAUUGGUGUUAUUCAGCAGGGUGGUUCUAAAUUCGUUGGUUUUUUGAGGGACAAAUUCUUGGCUGCAUUCCUUGCUGGUUUGUUACUCAAGAAAUCUGAUUUUGAUUGUGGAAAAUUAGACGACUAAUAAUGAACCCAGAGAAAUCUUUGACUCGAACCCACAACUUCUAAAUGAGUAUAGAGAGAUUAUGUCAUUUGAGCUCUAGUUCAUUCGCGUCAUUUUAUCACAACUUAUGAAACCAUUAUCUUUUUUUGUAAAAUAAUAUGGAUAUCAUAGUUGUUAUGUUGUGUUUACCAUGAACUAAAUAAAUUUGUAAAUUGAGGGUUUGUUUUAC
This is a messenger RNA of Arachis ipaensis, 1509 nucleotides long. Its product is annotated as monooxygenase 2. NCBI's taxonomy places the organism in Eukaryota, Viridiplantae, Streptophyta, Magnoliopsida, Fabales, Fabaceae. Gene Ontology annotation, molecular function: FAD binding. The record is from RefSeq and is a predicted model, not a curated record.